Messenger RNA from Saccostrea echinata, 812 nucleotides. RefSeq lists its product as uncharacterized. The record is from RefSeq and is a predicted model, not a curated record. Bases 1 to 750 code for a protein of 249 amino acids. Lineage: Eukaryota; Metazoa; Mollusca; Bivalvia; Ostreida; Ostreidae. The transcript is spliced from 3 exons.
AUGUAUCUGAAACUAUACCUACAAAUUGCCUGUUUCCUUAUUCCAGUGCCUGAAAGCGUCUCCCAACAGAAUACUUAUCAUGGAGAAUUUCAUUUCAAAGUUUUUGGAAAGCUCUCUAAAAAUGAAUCUCAGACUGUAUUCUCGGCAGAAGGAACAACAUUUGCGAGAACUUUGGAAAAAUGUAGCCAGUUUUGUGUCGGUGAUCAGAGGUGUAUAGGAAUAGAAUUAUGUCAGAUCAGAAAUGACUUGUUCCAAUGUCGAGUUUGCUGUGAAUGGAAGAAAAUAUAUUCCAAUUACUACGACGACCAACCUAAUUGUAAAUAUUUAGAGAUCGUGAUGGCAUUAGCAGCCCAUUUAAGCACUGUUUUCGGCAAACGAAAUGCAUCAUUUGCAGUAGAUGGUGUGACAAAAUGCAGUGUAAAUGAAUUGCCUCACACCAUGGCUGGAACCAAUCCAUGGAUAAGAAUUGAUCUGGCCUAUACAACCAUUGUAACAAAAGUUAUAGUAUACAACAGGAUAGAUUGUUGUGGAGAGCGAUUACACGAUGUUUCUGUGAAUGUCAACGAACCAGAAAGUGCGCGAAAUUUUCCUUGUGGCUUCUAUCCUGGACCAGCCAUUAACGGAGAUCGCAUCCUGUUUCUGUGUGAGAAUGGUGCUAAGGGUGAAAGUGUUACAAUUAUCAUAAAUUCUAAGAAUGGACAGGAGAGUGUUCUCCAUGUGUGUGAAGUAGAGGUUUUCGGAAAACGUUAACACUGCUUCAAACACAUGGUGACAUUAAAACACCAAGAUUUCUUAACACAAUUAACACUGAU